AUGGCUCUCGCGGGCCCCGGCCCUUGCCUGCCUCGGCUGACCCCCGGUCCCACCGCGCAUCCGCUGCUGCUGCUGCUGAUACUGCUGCUACUGCCGCCACUGCAACUCCUGGUGUCUGCCCAUCCCCAGAGCCUGCCCCAAGGAAAGGGGGAUCCCGCCCCUGGGGGAGGUUCAUCCGGGGAGGAUGAUCCCCCAGGAGAGGAAGACCUGCCCAGUGAGGAGGACCCACCAGGGCAGGAAGAUUCCCUGGAGGUGGAGAGGACACCAACUGAGAACUCCCUGAAGCCGGAGGACCGACCCACCGCGAGAGCUCCUGUGCAUACCCAUGGUCCCCCGAAUAAUGCCCACAGAGGCAGAAAAGGGGAGGAUCACAGCCACUGGCGCUACGGAGGCAACCCGCCCUGGCCCCAGGUGUCGCCUGCCUGCGCCGGCCGCUUCCAAUCCCCGGUAAACAUCCGCCCCGAGCUCACCGCCUUCUGCCCGGCCCUGCGACCCCUGGAACUCCUGGGCUUUGAGCUCCCGCGGCUCCCUGAGCUGCGCCUGAGCAACAAUGGUCACACGGUGCAGCUGACUCUGCCCCCGGGACUGCAAUUGGCCCUGGCUCCUGGCCGGGAGUACCGGGCCCUGCAACUGCACCUGCACUGGGGGUCCGCGGACCGCCCCGGCUCGGAACACACCGUGGACGGCCACCGUUUCCCUGCGGAGAUCCACGUGGUCCACAUGAGCACCUCGUUCACCGAGAUGGGCCAGGCCUUGGGACGCCCGGGAGGCCUGGCAGUGCUGGCUGCCUUUCUGCAGGAGGGUCCGGAAGAAAACAGCGCCUAUGAGCAGCUGCUGUCACAUUUGGGAGAGAUCCCCGAGGAAGGCUCAGAGACUUGGAUCCCAGGACUGGAUGUGUCUGCGCUGUUGCCCUCCGAUCUCAGCCGCUACUUCCGCUAUGAGGGGUCUCUGACCACACCCCCCUGCUCCCAGGGGGUCAUUUGGACUGUGUUUAACCAGACAGUGAAACUGAGUGCAAAACAGCUCCACACCCUCUCCGGCUCCCUCUGGGGACCUGGUGACUCUCGGCUGCAGCUGAACUUCCGUGCAGCGCAACCUUUGGAUGGACGAAUGAUCGAGGCCUCCUUUCCCACUAACGGAGAUGGCAGCCCCGAACCAGUCCACCUGCACUCCUGCCUUGCCGCUGGGGACAUCCUGGCCUUGGUUUUUGGCUUCCUCUUUGCUGCCACCAGCAUCGCCUUCCUCGUGCAGAUGAAAAAGCACAGUGACAGAAUAGAGACUAAAGCAGGUGUCAGCUACCACCCUGCAGAGAUGGCAGAGACUGGAGCCUAGUGGCCCGGAGCCUUGGAGAAAACAGAAGCAUAGACGGCUGGAGGAGACUCGCGUGGACUUAUCAUGCCCCUUAUACCACUUCCUUUUUGCCCUCCAAAGAACUUUUUUAAAAAUAAAUAUUUGUAAGAAAACA
Ochotona curzoniae (black-lipped pika) is the source of this 1465-nucleotide messenger RNA. It is a transcript of the gene CA9, whose product is annotated as carbonic anhydrase 9. The record is from RefSeq and is a predicted model, not a curated record. Gene Ontology annotation, cellular component: plasma membrane. Gene Ontology annotation, molecular function: carbonate dehydratase activity; zinc ion binding. The coding region runs from base 1 to 1332 and encodes 443 amino acids. Lineage: Eukaryota; Metazoa; Chordata; Mammalia; Lagomorpha; Ochotonidae. The transcript has 11 exons.